Messenger RNA from Anoplopoma fimbria (sablefish), 1193 nucleotides. RefSeq names its product lecithin retinol acyltransferase family protein. Gene Ontology annotation, molecular function: phosphatidylcholine-retinol O-acyltransferase activity. The transcript is spliced from 2 exons. Lineage: Eukaryota; Metazoa; Chordata; Actinopteri; Perciformes; Anoplopomatidae. The coding region runs from base 3 to 644 and encodes 213 amino acids. Gene Ontology annotation, biological process: retinol metabolic process. The record is from RefSeq and is a predicted model, not a curated record.
UCAUGUUUCUUUACCAGCUACUCAACUUCUUCUACGUAGCUUCCAAAAAGGAGGAAGACUCCAAACAUGACCUGUCUCUUUACAAGCGUGGUGAUUUAUUAGAAGUCCCCAGGACCUUAUUCACACAUUUUGGGAUCUACUUGGGUGGCAAUCGUGUGGCUCAUCUCAUCCCGGACAUCCUGCCUGCGAUUUCUAGGAAUAAAUCUGCAAUUGCGAAGAUGGUAACAAAUAACCGUCUCCUGCUGGGGGUUAUCGCCAAGGUCGCCAGCGUCAGAGUGGACACGGUGGCAGAUUUUUCGUACGGUUCAGAGAUUCUGAUCAACCACAUGGACAGAGUGUGCAGCCAGCCACCUUUGGACGGGGACGAGGUGGCCAGAAGGGCCGAGAAACUCCUGGGCUCAGUCACAUACAGCUUACUGUGGUACAACUGUGAACACUAUGUCAUGUACUGCAGAUAUGGAAUGGCCAUCAGCUACCAGACGUACCAGUUCUGCACAGCAGUACGGAAGAUUGUGUGCAGCAGGAUGAGUGCCUAUUUGACUGCACUGUGUGGAGUAGGAGCUGUGCUGUACGCGGGCUGCGUGACACCACUGACGGUUUUACCGACCCUGUUCAUCUCAUUCACCAUCUGGAUGGCAGCCUGACGGCCUCUGGCGGGACGGCUCAUGAGAAAGACUCAUUCAACACACUGGUGGAAGCUGAAAUGAAGUCCUGUGGUUUAGCUGCAUGACUAAAGUCAUUGGGAAACAACGGAGUUCACUUCAAUAAGAAUGUCAGUAUUUUACUUUUUACCUUCUUUGGAUAAUUAUUGAAUGUUUUUCUUUUGUCUGAAUAUGUUGCUCCUAAUAGUCUUAUUUCAUAAGGUACUUAACAUUAAUGUUCACCAGGCUCUAUUCAACAUUCAUUUCAUUUAACAGUAGCAACUCAUAGAUUAUAAAUAGACUUUGACCGAGCACAGUGGCGAACUCAGGAAGACUGAGACAGAGAAAUCCAGCAGGAGGAGACUGAAGGGGAAUCAUCAUGGAUGUUGCAGGAUUAUUUUUACUUUUCGGUGUGAUAUACUUUAAAAGGUUGCCUUGGACAAAGUGCAAUGAGUUUUAUCAUAGUGGAAUACAGUAUAAUUUUUUUAAUAUAUAGUAUAAGACAAUUGUCAGAUGUAUUUGUCAGUCCAUUAAACAUGUCUUUCUACCUGC